Ochotona curzoniae (black-lipped pika) is the source of this 1036-nucleotide messenger RNA. It is a transcript of the gene CACNG4, whose product is annotated as calcium voltage-gated channel auxiliary subunit gamma 4. The transcript has 4 exons. The coding region runs from base 14 to 997 and encodes 327 amino acids. The record is from RefSeq and is a predicted model, not a curated record. Gene Ontology annotation, molecular function: voltage-gated calcium channel activity; channel regulator activity. Lineage: Eukaryota; Metazoa; Chordata; Mammalia; Lagomorpha; Ochotonidae. Gene Ontology annotation, biological process: calcium ion transmembrane transport; neurotransmitter receptor transport, postsynaptic endosome to lysosome; regulation of AMPA receptor activity. Gene Ontology annotation, cellular component: postsynaptic density membrane; AMPA glutamate receptor complex; voltage-gated calcium channel complex.
UGAGGCGCCCACCAUGGUGCGAUGCGACCGCGGGCUGCAGCUGCUGCUGACCACGGCCGGAGCCUUCGCCGCCUUCUCGCUCAUGGCCAUCGCCAUCGGGACCGACUACUGGCUCUACUCCAGCGCGCACAUCUGCAACGGCACCAACCUGACCAUGGACGACGGGCCCCCGCCCCGCCGCGCGCGCGGCGACCUCACCCACUCGGGGCUGUGGCGGGUGUGCUGCAUCGAAGGGAUCUACAAGGGGCACUGCUUCCGCAUCAAUCACUUCCCCGAGGACAACGACUACGACCACGACAGCUCCGAGUAUCUUCUCCGCAUUGUGCGAGCCUCCAGCGUCUUCCCCAUCCUGAGCACCAUCCUGCUGCUGCUGGGAGGGCUGUGCAUCGGUGCCGGCAGGAUCUACAGCCGCAAGAACAACAUUGUGCUCAGCGCCGGCAUCCUCUUUGUGGCCGCAGGCCUCAGUAACAUCAUAGGCAUCAUUGUCUACAUUUCCAGCAACACAGGCGACCCCACUGACAAGCGAGAUGAGGACAAGAAGAACCAUUACAACUAUGGUUGGUCUUUCUACUUUGGAGCCUUGUCUUUCAUCGUGGCCGAGACUGUGGGAGUCCUGGCUGUUAACAUUUACAUUGAGAAAAAUAAAGAGUUGAGGUUUAAGACCAAACGGGAGUUCCUUAAGGCUUCAUCCUCUUCUCCUUAUGCCAGGAUGCCAAGCUACAGGUACCGGCGACGGCGCUCGCGGUCCAGCUCCAGGUCCGCAGAGGCCUCGCCCUCCAGGGACACAUCUCCCGUGGGCCUGAAGAUCGCAGGGGCCAUCCCCAUGGGCGAGCUGUCCAUGUACACGCUGUCCCGGGAGCCCCUGAAGGUGACCACGGCCGCCAGCUACAGCCCAGACCAGGACGCUGGCUUCCUGCAGGUGCACGACUUCUUCCAGCAGGACUUGAAGGAGGGCUUCCACGUCAGCAUGCUCAACCGGAGGACAACCCCUGUGUGAGCCUCUCCCCAACCCCACUCCGCCUCGCUGGCCUCUCCC